Messenger RNA from Aethina tumida (small hive beetle), 550 nucleotides. RefSeq lists its product as uncharacterized. The transcript has 2 exons. NCBI's taxonomy places the organism in Eukaryota, Metazoa, Arthropoda, Insecta, Coleoptera, Nitidulidae. Bases 101 to 520 code for a protein of 139 amino acids. Gene Ontology annotation, molecular function: odorant binding. The record is from RefSeq and is a predicted model, not a curated record.
AAAUCUAAAAUGUCACGGGCCACAGUUCAUGCACAUUCGUAGGUAUAUAAAGAAUAUCUGACUAGGUCUAAAUUAGUUUUAUUACAGAACAAAAUCAAAAAUGAACAAGUACGCCAUCCUCGUCUUCGCCCUGGUCCUGGGAAUCACCGCAGCAGGCCUGAUCAAACCCAUUUCGGACGAAGACAAACAAAAAGUGAGAGAAGCCCACGAAAAAUGUCAAACUGACCCCGCAACCGCUGUCCCAAAAGGUUCUUUGAAACUCAUCCAAGAGGGCAAAGCAUCCGAAGUCAAGAACUUGAGACCUCACAUUUUAUGCAUGGCUAAAAUCGCUAACGUCAUCAAAGAGGAUGGAAAACUGAAUACUGAUCUGUUGAGGAGCAAAUGGGCCGAACAUUACGACGCCGCCGACAUGGCCAAAUUGCAGGCCUGUUUGGUUGACAAAGACACCCCCGAGGAAACAGCUGUUUCUUUGGUCAAGUGUCAACGUGAAGCUGUUGGUUCCAUUUUGUACCAGCUGUAAUUAUUUACAGUUUUCCAUAAUUUUCAUUAA